This is a messenger RNA of Oncorhynchus tshawytscha (Chinook salmon), 5420 nucleotides long. Its product is annotated as hypoxia-inducible factor 1-alpha inhibitor. Gene Ontology annotation, molecular function: peptidyl-histidine dioxygenase activity; ankyrin repeat binding; [protein]-asparagine 3-dioxygenase activity. The record is from RefSeq and is a predicted model, not a curated record. The transcript has 8 exons. NCBI's taxonomy places the organism in Eukaryota, Metazoa, Chordata, Actinopteri, Salmoniformes, Salmonidae. Gene Ontology annotation, biological process: peptidyl-aspartic acid hydroxylation; negative regulation of Notch signaling pathway. Gene Ontology annotation, cellular component: nucleus; cytoplasm. Bases 1876 to 2790 code for a protein of 304 amino acids.
AUGACAAUUAAUUUGCUGUCGUGUUUUUGUUCAAGUUUGACAGAUAGCUCAAAUUAAGUAACCCAAUUGUAUUUGUCAAAUGCGCAUAAUACAACGGGUGUAUACUUUACCGUGAAAUGCUUGCUUGCUAGCCCUUCCCAACGAUAUGCAGUUAAAAAACAAUACGAACAAUUAAAAAUAGUAACACGAGGAAUAAAAUAUACAAGAAUGGAGCUAUAAUAUACAGUACCAGUACCAGAUCAAUGUGCAGGUCAAGGGUAAGAUCAAGAGGGAUUUGGUGAGGUGAGAAACAAAAAUAACUAGCUAACGAUGGCAAUAUGGCGAGCUGCUACUUUGUCAAAUAACGUUAAUCAACAAGUAUUUUGUCUUGCACACACCACCUGCUUGUAUCCUGUAUGUUGUUAGUAAGAUAGCCAAUGUUCUCUCAACUGAAUCAGCUGCUGGCAAGCCAGCGAACACGAAACAUGUGUUUUUGACACUGGAUUGGAACACAAGCUUGUCUGUAGCCUAGGUAACAACCCCUUGGUCCCCAAAACCAAGGCCAAAGAACACUGGACUUGACAAGUCUGCAUGGCAUGGCACUCUGCAGUGCAGAUAAUCCGUUUGCUGGUAACACACAUCUGGCCUACCAUAGACUAUUUUAUUUUCUUAAAGGUAGCAGAUUUUUUUUCUUCUCCUGUCUGAUACUAUUCGUAAACUAGGUAAUCUGGACCCCUUGUUAGCAAUGGUCCUCUCAGUAUACACGUGUCACCUCCUUUACUUUAUGUUCAAUAAGAAAACAUGUCAUGCCUCCUCUUGAAUGCUUCUCUCCAAAAGUCAGUCUGCAUUUACUACAUCUGAUAUGACGUUGACUGGUUGAUCUCUAACUUGGCCUACAUCAGAGGAAUGCAACAGUCACACCCUGUUAUAACACUGAAAUGCACGUACCACUAAAUAAAUCAGUAUUUCUCAUAUGACUGUCUUUCGCAUCCAUUGAUGUGCCGUUCUUUGAAAUAUGAUUAUACAAUGCCAGAGAUUAGGCUACAGCCUGGAAGAUCAAUGCUGGCUGUUAAUGUGGCAUGCUGGCAGCAGGUAUGGUACUAUGGAUGCAUAUGGGGUAUCUAGGCUAUUACAGUGUAACUCUGAGACUGUUGACAUAAGUGAACUGUAGUGAAUAUCAGUAUAUGUUCCAUGCAUGAGGCUAGCUAGGCAUAACUGUUGUGUGCUGAGGGAUCCAUCUGCAAAGUCAACUUUUUCUGCAUGCAAAUCACAGGUUUUAUUCCUUGGUCUUUAUUCAGCUAUGUUUAUACGAGCAGUUGACUGCGUGUUUCAAAUAUUGAUUUUUUUUUUGGAGGGGGGGGGGCAUAGAAUGGUUGUGGUUCCACAAUUAUGAUCUGUGGUGAACUCUUAGUGAACACAGGUGGGAGAGGGAAAGAGAUGAGGAUGGAGGAGAGGGAUCGAAUUUUGACCAGCCUCAUCAAUGUUGACUAGGUGAAUGAGCUGUAUAAUUCAGAUUUACCGCGCGAUAAACAGUAGAGUACCCGCGCGUUAAACAGUAGAGUACCGAAUAGAGUAGACCAACAAUUUGCUGUUGGCAUGAAAUUAGUUGAAUAGCGUCUUAUUGACCCAAGUUAAAAGUCAAACAACAUAGUCUGUUGACAUGGAGCUUCCGUAUCCUAUUCAUAAUUCACUCAGUAUAUUAUACCUCUUGCUUCCGCCCUGCUUGCGGUCUUUGCUGUACGAGCUUCGCUAAUGAAAUACAGUGCAGCGGCACAGCGCGCAUGUGCUACACAGCCUACGUUCCAGUAGUCACGUAGCACUUGCCACUUGUGUCCAAUGGGACCAUCAAUCGCUCUGCUUGCCAGCGAACCGCAGUGUUGUUGAUACACAUGGCUAAUGCAGGCUCUUCCUAUUCGCCAGAGACAGCAACCGGUGGUUUUAACAGACACCAAUCUAGUGUAUCCGGCUCUCCAGUGGGACAUCCCAUACCUGCAGGAGAACAUUGGAAACGGGGACUUCUCUGUGUACAUCGCGGAAAACCACAAAUUCCUCUACUAUGACGAAAAGAAAAUGGCCAACUUUGAGAACUUUGUACCCAAGUCUCGACGGAUAGACAUGAAAUUCUCUGAUUUUGUGGAGAAAAUGCAUAAAACGCAGGAAGAGGGAGGAGAUGAGAGGGUGUACCUGCAGCAGACACUGAAUGACACAGUGGGCAGGAAGAUCGUGGUGGACUUCCUGGGUUUCAACUGGAACUGGAUCACCAAGCAGCAGAGCAAGAGAAACUGGGGCCAGCUCACCUCCAACCUGCUGCUCAUAGGCAUGGAGGGCAACGUGACGCCAGCCCAUUACGACGAGCAGCAGAACUUCUUUGCACAAAUCAAAGGUUACAAGAGGUGCAUCCUGUUCCCUCCCGACCAGUUUGAGUGUCUCUAUCCCUUCCCUGUUCACCACCCCUGUGACAGACAGAGCCAGGUUGACUUUGAGAACCCUGACUAUGAGAGGUUUCCCAACUUCAAGAAUGUGUCGGGCUAUGAGACUGUAGUGGGCCCGGGAGAUGUUCUCUACAUCCCCAUGUACUGGUGGCACCACAUUGAGUCCCUGUUGAGUGGUGGAGUGACCAUCACUGUCAACUUCUGGUACAAGGGUGCGCCCACGCCCAAGAGGAUCGAGUACCCACUGAGAGCUCAUCAGAAGGUGGCCAUCAUGAGAAACAUAGAGAAGAUGCUGGGGGAGGCACUGGGAGACCCACAAGAGGUUGGCCCUUUAUUGAACAUGAUGAUUAAAGGCCGAUAUGACCAGGGAUUCAGCUAGAGCUACUGCCUCAGAACUGUCUGUGUGUGUAUUUGUGUGAGUGAGUGUGCCCAGGCCUGAUUGUGUGUUUGUAGAUGAGCAUGUGUAUGCAGACACGUGUUUGUGCAUUCGGACUGUUAAGCUAGCAGUGACUUGGCCAAUCAGCCAUUUUGACUGUUUUGAUUGUCUGGGAGCCAUAAUCAUCACAACUUCAGCUACCAGUGGGAAGACAAUAGUGGACAACGGACCAGCCAUGGAGACCCACAUGCAGUGUGCUGUCAGAGAGGGAUGAACUGUGUAAACUACACAAUGUAGAGUUGUGGUAUUUUAGAGGGAGUGGAGUGAUAGGCAACCGCUGUAGAUGUCAAAGAAUAAACCCCCAAACACCCUCAAAGUGGAAGUUGCCCAUAAUUAACCAUUGAUGCAGGGUCAGAUAUGGGACAUUUUAUCAUCACACCCAAUAGGAUUGGGAAAAUCUGAUCCUAGAUCUGUAGUUGGGGGCAAUUUCUACCUUGAACACUAAACAGGUGUGUGUGUUGGGUGGUUGUUAGUCAUAACCAACAAGAUACUCCCUUGUCUAUUUAACCGUUCCCCUGUCAUUACAGUUUGUAACCAUAGCAACACACCUGCAGCUUGAAUAUUAAAUAGGGAAUAGCUGUGUAGUAACUAAAGUAGGCCUACUUAUUUUGUGACAAACUUCUCAAUGAAUUUGCGACACAUGCACCCCGAAAGAGAUGAGUCAUAUUCUUGUUCUGUUGACUAGGUCAGUAAGCUGAUUUUUGUUUCUGUAUAAUUGCUGAACGUUUGUGCUAUAGCCAACAUACUUUUUCUUUGAUGGUGUGUUUUUGUGUACAUUCAGGCAUAACUGAUUUUCUGUUGGUGUGUUAUUUUUUGUUGUUGUAUAUCUGUUAUGAUACAUGGUACAAUUAAGCUAAUGAGGAUGGGCUUAAAAGUAUUUCAACUCAUUUCAAUUGCAGCUGGACAGUAAAAUAAGAAUAUAUUACACCUAACAUGCUACCAGUGGAAUGAUUGAAGACAUCUCACCAGUUUUCCUACUCAUGCAUCCUAAAACAAGUUUCCCAAACUCAGUCCUGGGGCCCCCUGGGUACAGGUUUUGGUUUUUGCCCUAGCUCUACACAGCUGAUUCAAAUAAUCAAAGCUUGAUGAAGAGUUGGUUAUUUGAAUCAGCUGUGUUGUGCUAGGACAAAAAACUAAACGUUCACCCAGGACCGAGUUUGGGAAACGCUGUCCUAAAAAACAGUCAUGUUUUGCUCCGGUAACAGUCACACAAUACGCUAACCCUAUAUUCAUUUAAAUUCAAUAUAAUUUAAAAUAUAUUCUACUUGUAGUUAUUACAACAGUAUUUCUUAGUACUUGUAUCAAGAAUGUACCUAGUGGAUGGUUUUCAUGCGUGUGUGCCUCUCUAAUCUUACACUUCCCCUACUGUUGCUGUUUUUUCUCAAUUAUUUUCGGAAGGAUGUCAAAGUGUGUGUAGAGUUCAGUUGAAUUCCGGUUGUUAUUGUGCCAUUGUCAAGUGUUUCUAGUGAAGACUUCACUGGAACAGGUGCAGUUUAGAGCACAGGACUUAUUUAAAGCACAUAUUGGCUGUCCUAGUGCUGUGUGCCAAACCAGGUGUGUCCUUACAGGGUUGUGGCUAUUUCAAUUUGGUCAAUUCAGGAAGACAACAACUGUAAUUUCAAUUUUCUUCUAUGAUUUUCUGUGAGGAAAAUGUGGAGUUGGAAUUUUAGUUGACUUUCUUAAUGUAAACGAUGUUCAAAAAGUUGUAUGUACGGAGGCCCUGGUGUGACAUUGGUUUGACUUCAUUUUAAGCUGCAUCAUAUUCAUUUGUUAUUAAAACUAAUAGCCCAGUUAAACCAGACUGACCACGGCUGUGUGAAUGGUGAACACAGCAUUCCGUCUGAUUUAACUACUAGGCUAAUAUACUAAUGCUGCAUGUUCAAUUCCUACACCUUCAGUGACUGACAAAAUAUUUCUAGGGGAGUUUCUAUGUUCUGGCCAUGUGUAUUAUAAUUAUUAGCAUUUUUCCAACAGCAUGUAUUGUACUCCUCUGGCUUUCCAAAAACAAAUAUGGAAUCCAUCAACCGGAAUGUUCAUAUCUUAUUGUUUAUAUUUAGGCUAAUAUUCUAAGAAUGUUAAAGUCCAUCAAGUGGAAUGUUCAUAUCGUAUUGUUUAUAUUUAGGCUAAUAUUCUAAGAAUGUUAAUGUCAAGGGAGUGUAUGCUUGAUUGUUGAUAGUAUAUCAAUAUUGUUGAUGAAUAGACUAUUUCUUCAAUGAAUUAUAAUUUGAUAGUUAAGUCUGAGGUUAAAUUGCUCUCUUCUGUGUAUUUGUUUCUCCUACCUGUGUGCCUAGCUUGGUUAUGACAUGGCUCAAGAAACAGCCAGAACAAUGAUAUUUUUAUUUAAUUUUUGCAUUAUGUAGCUUUAAAUGCAAAACCUGAACAUGGUUAAAUAAACUCUUUGCUGUGUUUUUUUUUAUUUUACAAAUACAAAACCGUUUUCUGGGUUCCUGCACUUGUAUGAUUUGAGUUUGUCUGCUCUAUGUAAUUUGCACUGAUUUCAAAAUGACUGCUGAACAAGGAGUUCUAUUGUUGUGCUAGUGGCUUUGUAAUAAAAUCUUAAACUUUUUGAUCAA